AUGAGAGCAACCCAGGCUUUGAGAAUGCGCCCAACUGCUAUGUUGAGGAUGCAGCAGACUAGGACUGUCGCCAUGAGGCAGAGCCCAAUCCUCAGGAUGGCUGUCCCAAAAGAGGAACAAAGCGGGCACACUAUCACUCAACGUCUUCGCCGCAUCAAAGAUGUACCAGUUGAAUUGAUCCCUCUUGCCGUCGUCAUCGGUGCCGCCAUUGUGGCCGCUGGCUACUCUAUGGUCAACAAGCUCAUGACCGAUAAGACUCUACGCCUUUCCCGCCAGUCUUCCAAGCACUAA
Molecule: messenger RNA, 291 nt
Organism: Orbilia oligospora ATCC 24927
Lineage: Eukaryota; Fungi; Ascomycota; Orbiliomycetes; Orbiliales; Orbiliaceae
Exons: 5
Coding region: 1-291 (96 amino acids)
Source: RefSeq, a predicted model, not a curated record